This is a messenger RNA of Ostrea edulis (European flat oyster), 9184 nucleotides long. RefSeq names its product beta-1,4-galactosyltransferase galt-1-like. The record is from RefSeq and is a predicted model, not a curated record. The coding region runs from base 3488 to 4864 and encodes 458 amino acids. NCBI's taxonomy places the organism in Eukaryota, Metazoa, Mollusca, Bivalvia, Ostreida, Ostreidae. The transcript is spliced from 3 exons.
AAAAGGAAGAAGUUCAAUACAGACAGAAGAUAGAGACUGGCAGGUUGUGCAGUUAAGGAAAGGGGAAACCAUUUAUAGGGCUUUGGUGAUUUUCACAACAUCAGCAACUUGUUAUACAUGCAAUGUGAUGAAUACAGAGAAGAACUUACAAUGCAUUGAGUUGAUUUUUAUAAUGCAUCAGGGGAGACAACUUCAGGAUAUCCACACUCCUCCUGAAUUCAAGGAAGGAAUUGUAAUGCUGCAAUGAUUGGGGGUAUGUAUUACUUUUUUUCAGGUUAACUUUACAACUUUAGAAUUAUUCAUAAAGAAAGCAUAUAUCCAGAUAAAAUAAGAAGUUUAUAUCAAAGUAUUUCAAUUUCCCUUCUUUUUUAAAGUCAAAUUUAAAUUAGUGAAAUUGCUCAUUUUUGUGAACGAUAUUCUUUCAGAAAACAUAACGUAUAGCUUUGGACAAAGUUUUUCUGUCAUAUAUGUAUACUGGAAAGAUAAAUCUAUAUACAUAGAUAAGUUUGCUUUUGAUGUUUGCUAGAGGAAAAACUGUGUAAAAAAAAUAGACAUUUUAUGUUUUGAUAUUGAAAUCGACAUCAAAAUGUCAUAUUUAUGAUGUUCUGAAUCUGUGUCAUUUUGAUCGUGACAAAUUGAAAAUAAGUGAAUCGCAUGGGGAUUCACAAAAUACUCUUAAUUAUGAAACAAAAGACAGGAUUAUACUGCUGCUGACUUUGAUUGGCAAAUAGAUCAAGCCCUCAUCAAGAUAAGAAUGAGCACUUUGUACAUAGAUGUUCAGAUCCUAACAGUUAUAGUGAAUUUAAUUGGUUCAUGAGCGGGACUUUGUAUUCUUCUCUAACAACUAAUAAACUUUUGUGGGUAUAUCAUCACAUAUAGUUUUAUGGUGUGUGUUUUUGAGUGAAUUCGAGUGAACAGGAAACUGGUACAUCUAUUAAUUCAGUAUCAAAUUUAAUUGAUUUCUCAUUUUGUUUCAAACAACUGCACUUCAUAGCAACAUAAUCUAAAUAUUUUACAGCUUUCAUUUCAUUGAUUCAACACUUUUAUCAAAAAUUUUAUACAUUUCUGUAUCAAUUUGUACACAUGCAUUAUUUAUUAUAUUCAGUUACUUAGUGAUAAAUUGCAAUUCGUUGAGACUAUUUUAGCACAUGUAUUUUUUGUAAAUAAGUAAUGGGGAUAGAGAAGGCAGUUUUAGAAAUAAAAAUUGAGAGGAACCAAAAAAAAAAAAAAACUAUUUCCUAUCUAGCAGGAAGUUAAAUUUGUGAUUUUAUUUAUUUACAUAUAUAAAUCUAACUGCAAAACAACAAAGACAAAUUAGAUUGUUACAGGGGAAACCCAGCUUAUCAAUAUUGUGAUAUAUGUACUUGAAAGGAAAAUAUUUAAGCAAAUUAUCUGAGUAUCUUAAACAUUUUAGAACUUGAGUACAUACUUUAAUCUGUAAACUGUCAUCAAUAAUGCUAAUUUAAUUUGAUAUGUUGACUCUGAGAAGGCAAAUUAGCUGGCUUACUUGGCUGUCAUAUAGACGAGAUGCAUGGUGAUAGUCGUCAAAAAAUUAAUUCUCUCAGCAAACUAAUAGAUUGUGAAAGAAGACAGAGAACGGACUUUUAGGGAAAUGGUCAUUUUUUAUUAGUCUUGUGUUUUGUCAUGUUAGAAACACAAUGUGCGCAUGCACAUAUGCUUAGGAAGCACUUGGGUAAGUACUUGCAUAGAAAUAUAGUAGGAGUUGAAAUUUAUAUUAGUUACAGUUUUUAUCAUGAUACAGUAUCUGUGUGUGGAUCUAUGUAUGAGAUUAACAGUCCUUUAUUAGUCCCGGAGUGUGGAUUGGGAAAUUCCACCAAGGGGAUAAGAUUCGUAGUCCAGGACUCUGGGAUGAGGCUUUGCUGAAAUCUUGUUUCGCAUGAGUAAACAAUGAAGGAUAAGUUUUCUCACAUUUUAUCCACAGUUUAGUCCAUUAAUUCAGGACCUCUAGGAAAAUUCAAAAUUAUGAGCUUAAAGACACUUGCUACCAAAGAAAUUUUCGACCUCCAUUUGUACUUCUUUUUCUUUUUUUUUUAAUACAAUUUUUAACAAACUUGGGACUGAAGAGUAUUUAUUGAUACUUAUUUACCAACCUAGAGCAAUUUUUCAAUCAAUGUGUGAAAAGGAAGCAAACAAUUACAGAGUGUCUCGAUAUGGAGAAGCUCUGAAAUCAAAAGACCCAGUAAACACCAAUAUUUUGAUCCACUUGAGUUAAUUCAGUGUGUAAUGUUGAUAUUUUUACAUGCUUUGCAUAUUUAUUCACAUUUUGUUUAGAAAUAUUUGAGAACAGAGAAUUUUGAUUUGUUUGUAUCAAGUGUUCUUAAAUACAACAACUAAUUAGACAGUCAGAGAUUGAUUGAUAUGGUUAUUGUUUAACGUCCCACUUGAGAAUCUUUCACUGGUAUGGACUAUGGAGAUGUCACCAUUGCCGGUGAAGGGCUGCAGAAUUAAGGCCUAUGCUCUGCGCUUACAGCCUUUGAGCAGGGAGGGAUCUUUAUUGUGCCACACCUGCUGUGACACGGAACCUCGGUUUUUGCGGUCUCAUCCGAAGGACCGCCCCAUUUAGUCGCCUUUUACGACAAGCAAGGGGUACUGAGAACCUAUUCUAACCCGGAUUUCCAUGGGACGAUAGUCAGAGAGAGUAUAUCCAAAAAUGAUUUGUACUUUAUUUGUAAACUAAAACAAAACUCAAGGCUGUUUCCAAGAAAACUUCAUGUAUAUCAAAUAGAAAUUUGAAGAAAAGAAUACAAAAUAUUUUACUUCACCAAGUUAUGUUAAUCAUAAAAAUAUACAUCAUAAUUAAUUACGUUGCAGCAGUGUAAUAUAGAGAAAUUCAACAGGGUUGUCUUACGUACACCAAAACACACUGUUUUACUCUGGUAAUUAUGAGAAAAUGAUUUCCUUCUUAAAUUGAUCAUUUUGUGCAAUGAAAAUGAUUAUAUUGAUUUUGAAAUGUAGACAGUUUAUGUCAGUGUGGUGUGGGAUGUUGAUGAAUUUCAUAAGAUAUGGGUGUAUAGAUAGGAAUCUAUAGCGUUUGAAAUUAAUUUGUAGACAAAGGGGAAGUGAAUACAUGCAUCACAUUGGAGACAGGAUGCAGUGUUUCCCUGAAUCACUUGAGAUUAUUUUUUUCAUUAGUCAUAUACCCCUGGUAUAUAUAUAUAUAUAUAUUAAAAUUAACAGGAGGAGAUCUAAUCCUUUCACUCUUUUUUAUUAAUGUGUACAUUGGAUACUGAGUUGUGGCAGUGAUGCAAUUAUCACAAAUUAUUGGCUGUGAAUUAAUAAUGUGCAAAAAAGCUAGAUGGGAUCAAUAGACUUCCUAUGACAGCAUGUACAUAUUCAAUUGGACAGCUGGUGAACAGGUCCCUAUAAUUGGACAACAGAUUUCUCCAAGGGUCUUAUGGAUCAUACAGUCCUGUGUGGAUAAUAGAUAGUUGGAUUUCAAUAUUUUUGGACUUGACUCUAUGGUGGAAUGGGAAGAAGAUGGCCGUAUCGAGUUUAUUUCUUGCUGAUGUGCAUGUUUUACAUGCUAAUGGUUUUUUUCUUCCACGGACAACUGCAACUAGAAAUCCUUCAAAACAAGCAAAUGAAAGGCAUUGUCAAACAUGUUCAUGCUGCUCUGCUAAAAUUCAAUGAAAACACGGAUAAUGCAAUCGGAUUGAGGAGGGAACUGUCUCACUAUAAGAUUCAUAAUGAAUCAUUACGUAGAGGACCCACAUUGCCUAUGACAGACGGCUGCUUCAAUUCCCCGAAGAAUACACGAUACGAGUUUCAGACCGUGAUCCCCAAUAGCCUGUAUGUGUACUCAGCAUACUUAGAUGUUAGAGGCAGCCAGGCCUAUGUGAGGGUUAUGACCAUUCUAGCCAGAAAGAAAAAAAACAGUAUUCAAGUGACUUGCCAUUUUAGUGACCAGAAUGGAUGGAAUAUCAGUGCUGUUGUAUAUGAAAUGUGUGAAAAUCAUAACAAAAUGUUGGGUGGGUACAUCUUAUCUUGCCCAGUGUAUAAGGAUUCCAAACCAUGCCAUGUUGUGAUUGAGGCUAGAGAAUCAAAUUCCUCCGAACCAAAGUUUGUGUCUGUCGGUGUAACGCGGAUUUCAUCAAACACAGCACCGUACAGUUUUGGGUUGUGCAUUCCACCCCUGUUUGGUGAGGUUGAUAAAGGGAGGCUAGUAGAGUUUAUAGAAUUAAAUCAAUUACUUGGUGCUCAGCAUUUCAUAUUUUACGAUUUUCACAUAUCAAAAAAGGAAACUAAACAAAUUCUUCAGUAUUAUAAGGAGAGGGGUGUGGUUACUGUGUUACCGUGGAUUUUACCCAGGGAUAUUAAGGAACCUUGGCUGUGGUACCAUGGCCAGUUAGUGGCCCACAAUGACUGCAUGUACCGAGCCAUGAGUCUCUUCAAGGUCAUGGUGCUGCAAGACAUUGACGAGUACAUUGUGCCACACACUUCCCACAAAACAUGGUUUGAGGCAUUGUCUGAACUUUUACAAGACAGAGUGGUUGGCCUCAGCUUUCACAGUGCAUUCUUUGAUCCAGGGGACCAAAAUUCACCAUCUCUUGUCACCAUGACACAAUUUUCAAGAACUGCAAUGCAUAGCAAGGUUCGAACUAAGGUUAUGGUCGAGCCCUCAAAGAUAUUUGAGGUUGGAAUUCAUCAUGUCAGCAAACCACUUCAAGAGGAUUUUAAUAUUAAGACGGUUGAUACUAAAAUAGCCAAUCUUCACCAUUAUAGAAAGUGUGUCAAAAACUAUGGAAUGAAAUGUGAUAAGUUUGAAGAUGAUAGGACAAUGCUCAAAUAUUCUAAUGUUUUAAGAAACAGAUUCAGUUAUAUCAUGAAUCUCACUUUAGCAUGAUUUCGUAAUGUGCAUCAAUUUUCAGUAAUGUUCUUCAAAGGAUUUUUAUGCUCCCUGAAAUAUUUCUGGGGGGCAUAAUAGUCAAUGUUGUGUCCGUCCGUCCGUCCGUCCAAGCUCAUGUCUCCUGAACCUUUCAUCAAAAAUGGAUAUAAUUGAUCACAAAUUUUCCUUUAGACAAGGACUUGUGCACAAGGUCUCUUAGGUCAUUUAGGAAAGGUUAAGGUCACUCAGAACAUAUAAAAGUUCCUUAUUUCAACAUUCCCAUCUCCUUAAUAACCUCUCAUCAGAAAUUGAUCAUAAUUGAUCACAAAUAUUCCUUGGGACAGGGGAUUUUUGGACCAAGGUCAUUUUGGAAAGGUCAAGGCUACUCAGAAAAGAUUCCUCAUAUUAGGAAAAACCUUCAUUUCAACAUUAUUUCAACAGUUAUUGAUCUUUUGGAUCAAGGUCAUUUUGGAAAAGGUCAAGGUCACUCAGAGAGAAAAAAACUUCCUUAUUUAACAGUUUUUUUUAUAACAGGAAUGAUCAUAUAUAUCACACAAAUAAGUAAUAGGCAAAUGACUUUUUAAGAUUACCCAAGGUCAUUAUGUAAAGGUCAAGGUCACUCAACAUAAACCUUAUAUAUAUAUAUAUAUAUAUAUAUAUAUAUAUAUAUUAAAAAACCCUUCAUUUCAAUAGUCAUUGCUCAUACUGUCAUUUUUCAUAUGAAGUAGUUCAUUGGUUAGAUGCAGUUUGGGGAGCAUCGAUCAGUUUUACUGGUAAUAAGUUUAAUUAGAUUAACAAAUGAAUAUUUUAAUUUUGACAGUUCUUUGAACUGAUUUUUUUUUCAACUCUUUCCCAUUUUAAACUACUUUGUUGCAAUUUUUGCCUAAGUUCCAGAUUUAAACGCAACCAGAUGUCUCCCUUUAGACUUUGUUCUACUUUGAAACUUUAUUAUUAUUUAUUUAUAACAGUAUGAUAUAGAAUUGGAAUCAAUUUUAACAGUCAGUGGCAAUCAUCGUUAUGAUCUAGUCACACGGUUACCCAAGCAGGCGGUAUGGACACGUGAUAUGUAUUUUAAUUGUUAGGACAAAUGAGAGAGAGAACUAGAUUAUAUCGACUUACAACGACAAAGUUUUUGUGAUGACAAUUGAAAAAGUCUUGCCAAGCUUUUAUAGCAUUGCAUAAUCCUUCUCCUUUUUCUGUUCAUAUUGAAAAUUAAAGUGCUGGGAGAAAUGUUUUGAAUAUUGUAAUUGUAAUUGGUGUACAUGAUAUUUUUUUUUUAUGUAAUAUUUAUUUUUAAACCAUGAGAGAUGAAAGCAAGAUACACCAACAAGGACAGAAAUGUAUUAUAGUAAUGCUUGAAGAUUUUGGGUGUAAGAAUGCAUUGAUUUAUUACCUUUUAUAGGCCAUAGUCUUAGUACUGAUAAGAAUGCUAAAUGUAAAUUCAGUGGUGCCGUAUAUUGAUCUCAUUUGUCUGUGCAGAAUGUUUCAUUCACUUACAGUACUGUUAGAUUAAUGAUUGACUCUGUUUAUUUACUGUACAUGUACUUUGGAAAUUUGUGUCCAUUAAAUAUGAUUUAAUGAUAUAAAUGAAUUAGAUUGAAUAAUUGUAGAUGUGUGUCUCUUGCAUCAGUUAAUAAUUUGCAAAGUGUGUCAGAUUGUAGCAGUGAAAACAGUCUUCGAGUCAUGUUCCAAGAUAAUGCUUGGAAGUUGUGCUGAGUAUACAUUUACAUACAUGAAAGUUGUGAUAAGAUGCAUUUAAGCAGAAAGUAACAUUAGGUGAAAAUUUCUCAGGAUACAGUUGCUGUAUCAGCAAAAUGUCUUGUAUGUUAUGGUCAUUUAAGGGAAUUAUUUUAUCAGUGCUGUGAUUUGGAUACUUGGACAAAAUAUAGAUGUCAAUACAUUGUAUAUUUAAGGACCAAAUGGUAAAAGAAUGUGUAUCGUAGCCCUAAUCUCGAGUGUAAAUUGGAAUUACAUUUGAUAGCAGAAGUGUUUGAAUAGAUUUGCUACUUUUGAAAGUUGAAAUACAAUGUAGUUAUAAAUUUAGUUAUGAAUCAUGAAUUCAGUAUGUACAGUGUUACAAUGCGUUCUUUUCUCGCAAUUUUUGUUAGACUUGACAAAAAUCUACAAAAAUCUAGUUUUUUCUGAGCUGUUGGCUUUUGAAUGUAUCGGCUAAAAUAUCAACCAUAUUCAAUUUAAAAUGUUUACAUUUACUUUUUAAUCUUUUUGAUAAAGAAGCAUUGAAAGUUUUAAUAACAUCUGCUUAUAACUGUAAAGACCGAAUCACUAAAGCGUGUCAGGUGGAUGAACACGCUCGAGCAUGACGUCGACAUCUCCCCGUAUGCAGAAUGAAAUCAAUUAAAGCUUUUUUGCCCAUUCCCAUCUCAGACAUAAAUGCACCUCAUUCGAUGCUUAGAGAAGUUGAUCUUGCUUUAAUGUGGUUAAUAUUACCAACCAAACUCCAGAAAUUAAUCCAAAUUCGGUAUUUUUCAACUAUUCUUCAUUCUGUAAUUGGACUUCCAAUUUUUCAAAAUGACAGCAUUCCUGACUGACACUGGUUCACUGCUUUAUAGUGAUAGUAUACCUACGCUGUUUACAAUUAGAUAAGAUGUGAACUGUUUAAAAUUCAGAUUGUACAACUUUGUUAAUAGUUUGAUGUUUAUGAUAUAUAAUUGAAAAUCAAUCAAGAAUUGGAUUAGGGCUGUUCCAGAAAUGAUCAAAUGGGGGGGUCGGGCGGCAAAUGAUAUUUUUUUGUGUGGGUGGUCGUAUUUUUUCAUAUUUUAUUUGGUCCGUGGUUGGACUGUUCAAAAAAUAUUUAUUAUGGGUAGUGGGUAGUUUCUAUUGUUUUAUUUUGUGCCACGUGGGUGUUGAGUUUUCAGAAUAUUUUUAUUGUCGCUCUUGUCGUGUUGGUUACAAAGGAAAAUUGAAAACGUGCUUUCGAAAUGCUGCUUUCGAAAUCGGAAGUAACAUAGAACUAUUCGAGUUGUCGCUCUUUGCAGCGCAUAACUUUCCAUUACGGCACUCUUCAAAUUAGAGGCGCGUUUAGUAGGGUCCCUUUGGACGUGAUGGCGGCAAACUCUGUUCUGUAGAUUAUUACAGUUUACAGUGCAUUGAUUUUGGGAAUAUUUUGAAACCAAUAGGUAUUCCAUUUUCUAAUAAAAAUAGGCAAACCUUAGUUGAUUUAUACGAGGGUACCGAUGCGUUAUAUUUAUCAGUCAGUGUGAUGGUGAUAUAGAGGCCUCUGGGCGCGGGCUCCAUUAGAAGACAAACGAUUCGUGGAAAAACAUAUCCAUACCCAUUUCAUGAUAAUAGCAUCAUUUGGACUCCCAAUCUUUCCAACAUUCCCGCCAUAGAUGCGUUUGAUUGUUGAUGUGACAUCGUUUCUUCAGAACUACUGUGAUACAAUGUCGCACAGGCAUUACCGCGUCAUUGACUAAAAUGUUUGUCCCGAAAACCUCGCAAGAUUUGUACCGUUUUCAUUUUUAAAAAUAUUUUUGUGGUGGAUCUGGUUAGUUUUUUUUUUUAAUUAGAUGGGUCAUUGUAAAAUGAGUUUAUCAAUUUGAUGGGUCAUGGGGUAAUUUUUAAAUUUUUUUUAUGGGUGCUUGGUAUAUACAAAAGGUGCCUCCCGACCCCCCCAUGUAUUUAUUUCUGGAAUAGCCCUUAUUAAAUUUUUCAGCAUUGCGCACUCUAUUUUAUUUUAUGAUAUGACAUAUGUGCUGUUCCUUGGCUGUUCUUUUAAUCACAACUUACUCAAAGGAUUAGGUGGAAAUUUUAAAAUAUAGAUUAAAAAAUGCACAGAUGAAAAAAGGUUUUAAAAAUGUAAAUAUUAACAAUAAAUUUGAUAUAAAUUUUUGAAAGAUGUAGUCUCAUAAUUGCAACUUGCCUAAGACACUAACAAUGUUCACUGUACUGUUAUAAUUUUUUUUUAGAAUAUGAAAAAUUACUAAGUUUUUGCUGUCAAAUUUGAAAAUAGGAUCACUAUGCUGAAAAACAGAUUUUCAUUUUCAUUUCGGAGUACUUCAACAUAGAAAUCAUUUAAUUUCAGAGAAAUCAAAAUGCUAAGAAUGAUCAGGGUAACGUCACAUGUAGUCCAUUCCUCAGGACGUCAGUGUAUUUAUAAGUGAACAGAAACUUCUUCUUAUGUGUAUUUAUUUGGUAUACAUGUGGAUUAAUUAUUCUUUCAGACAAAUAAAUGUCAAACCAGUGCAUGUCUCAAGUUUUAUGUGUUGUUUAAAUUACAUGUCUGACUAAAAAUUUUCUAUAUAGUGCUUUCAUGUAAUACUGUGUUCUCUUAUAUUUUCGUUGAUUUGAAAUCCAAUAAAAAACAUUUAAAAAAUCAAA